CCAGGACGUGCCGGCGCCUAUAAGAGCCAGAGCGCUGCGGCCGGAGCCUAUUGUUAGCCGGAGCCGGGGCGGUUCUGGGCUGCUCCUGCCAGCGGCGCCCGCGCUGCCGGACUCGCUCGCUCCUCCCUCCUUCCACCGGGCUAGGGCGGCGGCGGCAGCGGGGGCGGCGGAGACCAUCACGGGAGGAGGCAGCUGCGGCGGGGCCGAAUCCUAAUGCACCUGGCGAGCUGGUGGUGAGCAGGUGCUUUGGGGCCAACGUGGUCGGAUUCCCGAGGAAACCCUUGCAACCAAUGGAUGCAUUCGCGGGCCCGGGUCUCAAGCGGAAGUUUGAUGAUGUGGAUGUGGGCUCGUCAGUCUCCAACUCAGAUGAUGAGAUCUCCAGCAGCGACAGUGCUGACAGCUGCGACAGCCUCAACCCUCCUACCACUGCCAGCUUCACACCCACGUCCAUCCUGAAGCGGCAGAAGCAGCUUCGGAGAAAGAGUGUGCGCUUUGACCAGGUGACGGUGUACUACUUCGCCCGGCGCCAGGGUUUCACCAGCGUGCCCAGCCAGGGGGGUAGCUCUCUGGGCAUGGCCCAGCGGCAUAACUCUGUCCGCAGCUACACACUCUGCGAGUUUGCACAAGAGCAGGAAGUGAACCAUCGAGAGAUUCUUCGUGAGCACCUGAAGGAGGAGAAGCUUCACGCAAAGAAAAUGAAGCUGACCAAGAAUGGGACCGUGGAGUCGGUGGAGGCUGACGGCCUGACCCUGGAUGACGUUUCAGAUGAAGAUAUUGAUGUGGAAAACGUGGAGGUAGACGAUUACUUCUUCCUGCAGCCUCUGCCCACCAAACGGCGCCGGGCCCUGCUGAGGGCUUCUGGGGUCCACCGCAUUGAUGCUGAAGAAAAGCAAGAACUUCGAGCCAUCCGUCUCUCUCGGGAAGAGUGUGGUUGUGAUUGUCGACUGUAUUGUGACCCAGAGGCCUGUGCCUGUAGCCAGGCUGGGAUUAAAUGCCAGGUGGAUCGCAUGUCCUUUCCGUGUGGCUGCUCCAGGGAUGGCUGCGGGAACAUGGCCGGGCGCAUCGAGUUUAACCCGAUCCGAGUCCGGACUCACUACCUGCACACCAUCAUGAAGCUGGAGCUGGAGAGCAAGCGGCAGGUGAGCCGCCCGGCAGCCCCGGAGGAGGAGCCCUCACCUGCCGCUGGCUGCAGCCUGCCGGGCGCGCAGGGCUCCGAGACGCAGGACUUCCAGGAGUUCCUCGCCGAGAACGAGACCGCGGUGAUGCACCUGCAGAGUGCGGAGGAACUGGAGCGGCUCAAGGCCGAGGAGGACUCCAGCGGCUCCAGUGCCAGCCUGGACUCGAGCAUCGAGAGCCUGGGCGUGUGCAUCCUGGAGGAGCCGCUGGCCGUUCCCGAAGAGCUGUGCCCAGGCCUCACAGCCCCCAUCCUCAUCCAGGCGCAGCUGGCCCCAGGCUCCUCCGUCCUGUGUUUUGCUGAGAACUCGGAGCACCCGUCCGCCUCGACAGUGAGCAGCCCAUCCUACUUGAACAGUGGGCCCUUGGUCUACUACCAGGUGGAGCAGAGGUCGGUGCUGGGGGUGAAAGGCGAGCCCGGUACGGAAGAAGGCACAGCCUCUUUCCCCAGGGAGAAGGACCUGAGCGUCUUCUCGCUCCCCGUUACCUCGCUGGUGGCUUGCAGCCCCACAGACCCUGCCGGCCUCUGCAAGUCGGAGGUGGGGAAAACGCCCGCUCUAGAAGCGCUAUUGCCGGAGGGUUGUAACACCGAGGAGCCCGAGAACGAAGACUUCCACUCCUCAUGGUCCCCCUCAAGCCUCCCCUUCCGCACGGACAGCGAAGAGGGAUCUGCGGCGGAGAAGAGCUCCCCGCAGAGUGAGGACCGGCCCCCCGAAGAGGCUGCCCUAGAACUCCCCCUGGCAGUGUGACCUGGGGUAGAGGUGCCGCCUCUCACCCACUUUCUAUUUAUUCCCUUAUUUUAUCUAAUGCCACUGCAAGACUGUAGAAGCAGCUGCUGCUCCCAUGUUAUUUUAUUGGGAUCUUUCGGGGAGUGGGUGGGAAAGGCUUGUUUGUACAAGUAUUUUUAAAAAGGGAAACAGUACCAAGGAGACCAGCUCCAGCUUGACCUGGAGACAGUCUUACAGGCGGCCGCGCGGUGCCCAGUACUGAGCUUUCUGGGCUGUCAGAACAGAGGUAGGAGCACACAGGAGGCGCUGGGUAGCUCAAGCGGCUGUUCUUCAUGUAGGGACCGGAACACACGAAUCUGAACAGCAGGGCAAAGCCCCGGCUGUCCUGGCCGUGGGGAGGGUGCAAGCUCACUUCUCUCUGGUUAUUCCGUGCUCCGUCUUGGUGUCGUCACGCAGUUGCAAAGGUGGCCAGGCAGGAUCUAGAGAGGAGGGGUAGAAGGGUCUCUGCUUCUAUACAAAACCUCCAGGAUUUCUAAAAAUGUCACCUGCCUUCCUCUGACCCCCAUUUGGUAAAGAAGUUAAUAUUUGACAUUUGGUGUUCUCUGACCAGCUCCCCACACUGGGGAUCCCUGGUCUGUAACUUGAAUGACUGUAUUUCCUUCACAUGCUCUUAGGUACUAGAGUUUAGGUAGUCUGUCUUCUUUUCCUCCAUUUUUCCUUUGAAGAAAAAGAGCGAGCCUGGCUGGGGAUGUGGUGUAAAGAGCCCGAGGCUUCCGCCUGUGUCCAUCACUGGCUGUGCUGGGCAGCUUCAGGCGAAGCUCGCCCCUCACAGAAGCCCAUACAGAGCGUGAGGUCUGUCCGGAGGCGGCCGCAGGACCAGCCGCUGUCUGGAGAGAUGACUCGAUCUGUGUCACGUUUGCUUUUUCACGGUGCCCCCCAGAUCUGAGCUUUAAGUGGGAUGGAAGGUGUGGCAGUCUAAGGACACCUGCUAGUUUUUAUUUUUUUCUGUAUCUGCCCUCGUGACCCUGCUUGGAUGUAUACAGGGUUGGAGUUCUUAACACUAGUCCAGGUCAGCCCCAAGAACUGCACAUGUUUACUGAACCUUCUCUGUCUUGAUACAUAGAUUGGAAGCCAAACCAAUUCUUAAAAUGCCACACACAACUCCCAGGUUGCACAGGAUUCAGGAUCUGAUUGUAACCUUGGAAAUGUAUAGGAUGGGACUCAGAUUCUGUUCUUCCCUCUGUCAGUGGUUCCUGUUCCUCUUAGUCCAGCGUAUGUUCCAAGGUCUGCUUCACUCAACUCCACUGAUUUCUUUUUAUUGUCAGAGUUUAUCUUUGCCUCUUUUAAAAUGGACACAGUAGGGAGCAAAACACUAUUUUCUAGUGUCCUAGACACCAUGUUUCACUUCCGGUAUGAUUUACUACCCAGGAAUGAAGAGUACAAACUUUCCUGUGGUUGGGGAGAUAACUGUUCAUCUUUGUUUGCUCAUAAACCCUUUCCUUGUGAGAUAGUUAGGGCUCUGGUGUCUUAAAGCAACCUUUGAGUAUUUGUCAGCAGCCUUUCACCUACACAAUCUGAGCCUGAAGGACUUUGUAAUUAAUACAGCUACAUGUUUUAACCCAUUCCGCCUUUCCUGUCCAUUCCUGUUUUUGUUUGGUUUUAUGUUGGAAGAGCGUUCUUAAUUGGGGGCGUGUGUCCGUGUUUCUCCCCAUCCCCCAGCCUCACAAGACAGAGCUGAGGUUCUCAAGUACCUGAGACUUAGAUGCUCUUCCAAACUGAGCUGCUGUCCCCCUCCUUAGAUGGGGACUCAGACACGACUGUGAAGUUUCUCUCAGAAUUUGGCUCCGUGGAGAAAAAACUGUUUUUAAAAAUUUGUUGGAAAGAGGAGGAAGCUUAGAAAUUUUCUCCUUAGGAAGCUCCAACUCAGUUUAGUGGGCAGAUUCCAGCUGCUCAGUAAGAAAAACAUCAGCCUUUGGGAUCAAAUGAAUUCAAGUUUGUGAUUAUUAAACUCAUUGUCAACCCACAAGAUAUAUGAUAUUUCUGCAAAACCCCAGCAUCCGUCCGGCCCAUCCCUUCUUUACAAUUCUGACACACUAACCCCAAACUUCCGAGUGCUAAAUAUUAGCAUUUAGCAUUAACUCUUGUCAAGCAAAGGGCGUUUUCUACAACCUAGUCUGUCUCAUUUCUGGUGCUACCUGAAUUGGACAAAAUUACAGCUCAUGGUUGCUAGGGAAGGUGGGCCUCUGGCUGUAGAAGUGGACUGGACGGCUUCAGUCCCACUCAGUCUAGGCCUAGAUAAAAGAAAUGAAGCUUACUGUCCCUUUCACAUACUGUAUGCACAGGUAGUAUUUUCAAUGUGAAUCCAAAGCUUGUCUGGUUCUCUGAAAACAAUUUUUUCCCCCUUUAGGUUCUUUACAUUGUGAUAAUGCCGUAUUUAAAGAGAAUAUUUAAAUGUAAUAUUAAAGAAAUAUUCAAAA
Molecule: messenger RNA, 4378 nt
Organism: Chinchilla lanigera (long-tailed chinchilla)
Lineage: Eukaryota; Metazoa; Chordata; Mammalia; Rodentia; Chinchillidae
Gene: Csrnp2
Product: cysteine-serine-rich nuclear protein 2
Biological process (GO): regulation of transcription by RNA polymerase II
Cellular component (GO): nucleus
Molecular function (GO): DNA-binding transcription factor activity, RNA polymerase II-specific; sequence-specific DNA binding
Source: RefSeq, a predicted model, not a curated record